AUGCUUGGAGAAGCCUUCCUAAUUGAACUCCCUUACAAAGAACAGAAAUAUACAAAAUUUUGCAAACCAGUAACAUGUAAGAAGACGUCAAAUGAUGAAAAAGAAACUUGGAAAAAUAAACUUUUAUAUAUAGAAGACAAUUCACUUUCCUCCCUUAAGAGUGAAAAUCAAGAAAAAAUUAUGAAAGAAAGUUUAAAUGAACAAAGUAAUGAUACAAAUAAAAUAAAAUCUGUGGAUGAGCUAUCUGCGGUAAAAUGCAAAAAUACACCUCUUCCAGGAACUGUGUCCAUUGCAUUGACCAUUCCAAAGAGAGAACAACAUGAUGAAAGACAAGUGGAUUUAUAUCGAUCCUGGUCAUGUACCAGUAUUUGCCAGAAUUAUCCUGAUCUACAGAUUGGAGGUGAUCAUGUGGGGAACAUGUAUGAUUCAGGCUGCUUUGUUGAACACACACACGAUGAUGUUUCUAAUGGUCCCCUUUUACUUUCAGUAGAUAUACCAUUGGGCCAUUCUCCUAUCAUUGAGCCUCUGGAGAAAACACCCACCUCAAAGUUAUUGAAUGGAGAUGAAAUUCGAGAAAAAAGUAUGCUGUUUCAUAAGCAGCCUCUCUCCAAUUCUAUGCUUAAUAGCUAUAUGGAAAAAAAGGUCGAUGAACUCUAUAAACAAUUUUUGGAAGAAAAUCUCACCAGGUGUCGCUCCAUAACCAAUCUUAUAGCUUCCAAUCUGCUAAUGAACAAUAUAAAUCAGAUUAGUCUUCAAAUUUCCCAAGAGCAGAACAUAGAGGCAUCAAAAGCUCGGGAAGCUCUUCUGCACUCUUUAACACUAUGUAAUCUUCGUAACAUUUCCCAUGGAAACAGUUCUGAAUUUAGCACUCCUAACUUACAAAUAUCAAACCAGACAAGCAGGGAACUUGUAUCACAUUUAUAG
This is a messenger RNA of Urocitellus parryii (Arctic ground squirrel), 924 nucleotides long. Its product is annotated as TLR adapter interacting with SLC15A4 on the lysosome-like. Lineage: Eukaryota; Metazoa; Chordata; Mammalia; Rodentia; Sciuridae. Gene Ontology annotation, biological process: regulation of toll-like receptor signaling pathway. The record is from RefSeq and is a predicted model, not a curated record.